Messenger RNA from Solanum dulcamara, 1726 nucleotides. RefSeq names its product serine/threonine-protein phosphatase PP1-like. Bases 282 to 1268 code for a protein of 328 amino acids. The record is from RefSeq and is a predicted model, not a curated record. Gene Ontology annotation, cellular component: cytoplasm; nucleus. Gene Ontology annotation, molecular function: protein serine/threonine phosphatase activity. NCBI's taxonomy places the organism in Eukaryota, Viridiplantae, Streptophyta, Magnoliopsida, Solanales, Solanaceae. The transcript is spliced from 4 exons.
UUCUCUCAAAAAGGUGGACUUCAAUUUCUUCUUCUUUUUUUUUUACUCUAAUAAGAUGCCAAUCCACUAUUUCACUCCACUUUAUUCUUUCUUCUUCUUCCUUUAGAUAAUGCUCGAAUCACUUUGUGCACACUUGAAAAUUGUUAAUCAAGUACACGUGUCACUGUAUCUUUCCACCAAGAAUUGAAACAAAUGGACUUAUAAUAGUGAAUAUAAACGUAUUCUUGUUUUUCAUCAAAUCUUGAAAAAUAUAAUUUUUGUUGGGUAUUCUUGUUUUGUCUAUGAAGAAGGUUAUGGAUUCUUUAGCUUUGGAUGCUAUAAUCAAUCGUUUACUGGAAGUUCGUCAUCGACCAGGGAAACAAGUCCAGCUAUCUGAGGCUGAAAUUAGGCAUCUUUGUCUUAAGUCUAAAGAAAUUUUCUUGAAGCAGCCUAAUCUUCUUGAGCUGGAUGCACCAAUAAAGAUCUGUGGGGAUAUUCAUGGUCAGUAUUCUGAUCUGCUGAGGCUAUUUGAAUAUGGUGGAUUACCUCCAAGAUCCAAUUACCUAUUCUUGGGCGAUUAUGUGGAUCGUGGGAAGCAAAGUCUGGAAACAAUAUGCCUUUUGUUUGCAUAUAAAAUAAAGUAUCCCGAAAACUUUUUCCUUUUAAGGGGAAAUCAUGAAUGUGCUUCCAUUAAUCGUAUAUACGGAUUCUAUGAUGAGUGCAAGCGAAGGUUCAAUGUUCGAUUGUGGAAGAUCUUCACAGAUUGUUUUAACUGCCUGCCUGUGGCAGCUCUGGUUGAUGAAAAGAUAUUAUGCAUGCAUGGUGGACUCUCCCCCGACCUUCAUCAUCUGGAUCAGAUACGGAACCUCCAUCGACCAACUGAUGUUCCAGAAGUGGGACUGCUUUGUGAUCUUUUAUGGUCAGAUCCUAGUAGGGAUGUUAAAGGGUGGGGAAUGAAUGAUAGGGGUGUUUCCUACACAUUUGGUUCGGAUAAGGUGACAGAGUAUCUUCAGAAGCUAGAUCUUGAUCUCAUUUGCCGUGCCCACCAGGUUGUGGAAGAUGGGUAUGAAUUUUUCGCUGACCGACAGCUAGUGACCAUAUUCUCUGCCCCUAAUUAUUGUGGAGAGUUUGACAAUGCUGGUGCCAUGAUGAGUGUGGAUGAGACACUGAUGUGCUCUUUCCAGAUAUUAAAGCCUGCAGAAAAGAAGCCCAAGUUUGGCUUUGGAAGCGCAACUAAAAAUGGAACUUCUCUGACCAAAACAAAGUCAUUUCUGGGCAAAAUAGGAUGAAAUAAACCGAACACUUCCCUUCUUAUCACCUCAGUUAGCUCCGUGGCAUGCAGCCUUGUUAGAUGUUUGGCUCGGGUUGGAAGCAUCGAAGAAGAGUCUGAAGCUGAAGAUACCUACGUAUGAUAUAUAAGAAUCCAAAAAUCUGUAACCAUUCUGAUUGUUUUGUAUAAUAUAAACCAAAAUCUGGUGAACAUGACCUCUUGUGAUUCACCAGCAAAAAGUUUUACUAACCCUUCAACUCUUUUAUUUGUGUAAUUAGGGGUGUAAAUGAGUCAGGCUGUCUGUGAACAAAAGUUCAGCUCAAGCUCGUUUAAUGAAACGAGUUGAGCUGAGCUUGUGUUCGGCUUUCAGCUUGAAUAGUAGUCGAGCUGAGCUCAACAAAACUUGGCUUGUUUGUUAGCUCAUGAACAUUUUUACAUUUCAAAAGUUAUGUAUCGUAUCCGUUUUCGUGAUCUCAA